AUGACAUUUCGACAGGGUUUUAUAUUUUUUUUCUCUAAUUUCAGAUCUCUUCAACUCGCCGUUGCCUUAACAGCGCUCCUAUCUCAACACACAAAUGGUCAAAUCCUCUCCCUCGGCAAAUGCCCGGAAGUGGCCGUCCAGCCGGAUUUCAACGCCGAUUCCUAUCUCGGCCUCUGGUACGAACAGGAAAAGUAUCCAUUUAUCUUUGAAUUUGGGGGCCGGUGCGUGACAGCAGAAUACGGAAAAAACAGUGACGGCACAGUUUCGGUGUUCAACCGACAACAGAAUGUUUUCACGCUUGCUGAAAAUACAAUCCGAGGUUCGGCACGGAUAGUUGAACCGGCAAAGCUGGCCGUCAAAUUCUCAAUACCUUUUGAAGUUGAAUCCCCGUAUUGGGUACUCGGAACGGAUUACAAAAGUUUUGCCGUGGUAUAUUCCUGUAAUGAGAUUGGUGGUCUCUUCAACACGAAGGUUGUUUGGAUUCUGACGAGAGAUCGGACGCCACCGGUGGAUGUGAUGAAUCAGGCUUACACCGUUUUGGAUACUGCUAAACUCACAC
This is a messenger RNA of Uranotaenia lowii, 559 nucleotides long. RefSeq names its product apolipoprotein D-like. Gene Ontology annotation, biological process: brain development; lipid transport; tissue regeneration. Lineage: Eukaryota; Metazoa; Arthropoda; Insecta; Diptera; Culicidae. The annotation marks the transcript as partial. The record is from RefSeq and is a predicted model, not a curated record. Gene Ontology annotation, molecular function: lipid binding. The transcript has 5 exons.